Vespa mandarinia (Asian giant hornet) is the source of this 1400-nucleotide messenger RNA. It is a transcript of the gene fs(2)ltoPP43, whose product is annotated as female sterile (2) ltoPP43. NCBI's taxonomy places the organism in Eukaryota, Metazoa, Arthropoda, Insecta, Hymenoptera, Vespidae. The record is from RefSeq and is a predicted model, not a curated record. Gene Ontology annotation, biological process: developmental process.
UUCAAACGAAAGGUGAUGAACAGCGUAAUGGUUUACAGUAUAUGUAUCUACAGAGUAGUUUAUCGAUGAUUCACAACGUGAAGAAAUUGAAAUUCGUACAACGCUGGACUAUUUCAUAGACACGUUAUAAGCCUUUUUUAGUUGGCUCAGGAUUUAUUUAUUAACAAAAGAAAAGCAAAUAUUUCUGCAUUAUCGACAUUUUACGUUUUCCGACACAGUGUCUUAUGCUAGAUAGCAUAUUCUUAUUCUAAAUUUUAAUUUGAGGCUCUGUUUGCUUUUAAGAAAACAACAAAAAUGGCUGCAAUUUUACGCGUUAAACGUAGACACAACGAUGAACCGUUAAAUGCUUUGGUGAUCGCAUGUAAACGAUGUAAAACUACCGAAAAUGAUGAGACUGAAAAUGCGACUGAUUUAACAUCAGUAACUGCGGUUGUGAAAUUCGCUGGAACAAUAACGAAUCAGGACGAAGAUGUGAUUGAACAUUUAGUAAAAACAGUAGGUAAAAAUGAAUUAAAAGCAAAUUAUAAGCAACAUGUUGUGGAUGUUAAGAAUGUAAUACGCGAAAGGAUUAAACAAAAAUCUAUCGAGAAUAGAUACAAAGUCGUUAAUUGUUGUCGUUCUUUGGAUACAUUAAAUACUAAUGAAUUAGAAGAUACUAUGACUGUAAUAGAUGUUGAAGAUUCUUUUUCGUGUUCAACUGCAAAAAAUCUAGAUUCUGAAACGUUAGAAAAUUUUGUAUAUGACUUGUAUUAUACUCAAACGGGUAGUGAUAUGAUAAUAGAUGAUAUUGUAUCUAUUCAUGGUCUUGAACAAGAAUUUGUAUUUGAUAUGAAUAGAGACGAAGAUGGUUCCAGUAAUGGAUAUGAAACUGAAGAUUCCAAUUCAGAAUCUCACUGGUGGAAUGAUUAUCCGGAUACUGAACAUUCAGAUUUAUCUGUAGAUGAAGACGAAAUGAGAAGAGCUGUCAUGAAAAUUAACCUAGAUGAUGAGGAAUCAUCAGAUCUUUCAAGCGAAGAUGAUUUUGUAUGUGCUAUAAAUAAGGAAGAUGUGGAACAAUAUGGUUAUAAAUAUGCACGGUAUAAAGCACAAAUAAAACAAGAAUUGAGUGGUGCUGAAAGUGAUUCAAGUGAUGGUGUUUUUUGCAUAAUAUGACGAUGACCAUGAUAUUAUAUCCUUAGAAAAAUUAUCAUGGUAAAGAUGUGGAAUAAUUAUAAUUGUGUAAAAGGCUCUCGAUGAAUAUAUCAUUAGGUUUGUAUUUGCGGCAGAUAGUUUUUAAAAUGUAUGUCUUAUGAAUAUGAUUGCAUUUUAUAAAUAUACAUGGAUUAAAAAAUUAUCUUCAUUUAUACUUUAUCUAUAUUAGUGUGACAAGUGUGAUAAGUGUAAUAGUAGUUGUGACAGUA